This is a messenger RNA of Cyprinodon tularosa, 1377 nucleotides long. RefSeq names its product endonuclease domain-containing 1 protein-like. The transcript is spliced from 3 exons. Lineage: Eukaryota; Metazoa; Chordata; Actinopteri; Cyprinodontiformes; Cyprinodontidae. Gene Ontology annotation, molecular function: metal ion binding; nucleic acid binding; hydrolase activity. The record is from RefSeq and is a predicted model, not a curated record. The coding region runs from base 104 to 1126 and encodes 340 amino acids.
ACGGGCCUGCAGAAACCGGGCCGAGCUGAAGGCCUUCUAUCCACGGACCAAAAACAAUCUUGAUUGACUUGGAUUUCCUCAAAUCAAAGGACAAAAUCAGAAAAUGAUGUUUCAACAGAUGUGGCAUUUCCUGCCCAUUACUGCUCUUCUCUUCUCUCUGUCUGACCGCACAUUUGCUGAGGUGGUGCAGUCCAUUUCGGACUGUGACCACUAUCUUCUCAACCACACUCUGCCACAUGUUCCAGGCAUUUUGGAGGAUGGCAGGAUCCUAAAUCAGAACCGAUACAAAAUAAUCUGCCAGACCUACAGAAACAGGAGGAGAUUUGUGACGCUCUACGAUGUACAAAACAAGAUUCCAGUGUUUUCUGCUUUCAGAUUUGUUGAUCAAGUUGACAGGAAGAGGCCCAAAACCUAUUGGAAGAUAGAACCACAGCUGGAGAAUGAAUCUACCAACAAGAAUAUGAUGCGGGAAAACAAGAUGAAGAACUACACCUACCAGGCUAGCAACAAAGACUAUAAAGCCAACAACACAUUUGAUAGAGGUCAUAUAUUUCCCAGCUCUUAUGCCUCAUCCAAAGAGGACAAAGAGUCAACUUUCACCCUGACAAACAUCGUUCCUCAAGCAGAGUCCUUCAACAAGGGCAGCUGGAACAAAAUGGAGAUAUGCACCAAAUGUGUCAUGGAGAAGUACUGCAUCAACAGCAGUGGUGGUACUGAGGGCUUUGUGGUGACUGGAGCUCAACCCAGUUUAAACAGCGUGCUAAACGAUAGAGUCAACGUUCCCUCUGCGCUUUGGUCGGCAUUCUGCUGCUACAGUGCGGUCAGGGGGGCGUGGAUAGCCAGCGGGCACUGGGGCAACAACGUUCAAGAUGAGUCCAAACAUAAAUAUCUUGAGACCAUGACCCUGGAAAACCUUCAGCACAUUCUGGGGAUGUCUAACUCUGAGUUUGUAAUGUUUCCUGGAACAAAAUGUCCUCUGACCACCACCGUUACUGAGUUUUACCCAGAACUGAAAAACUGCCCCUGUCCGCCAACAGUAUCUGGAUCCAUCACAUCACCACCCUCUCAUUUUGCUUUUAUUUUCCCAUUAUUCGUGUACUCAUAUCUUCACUGGGUGUCUUGCUAAUAAGAAAAAACUGAAAAAGGAACACCUUUUUUGGCAGAAAUAGAUUUGUUGAAUUUAAGCAGACUAUAUCAUUAGAGCCACUAAGAUCAACAUGCCGGAUGAAGGGGGCUGAUUUUAUUCCAUGGACACAUCCGGUACCUUUAAAACUCAUUAAGCAAGCUUGCUUCAUCAGAAUCAGAAAUACUUUAAUAAUCCCAGAGGGAAAUUACUUUCAUAGAGUAAUGCUGAUGAAGAUCUCAGUCAUCCAGGUC